ACGUAUCCAACAAGCAUAUUAAGACUAUACACAUAAUAGGAUUUCCAUCAUGGUUGAGAGACAAGACAGUGAACAAGAGUACACCUUUCGAAAUGUAUAUCUCUUCAAAAACAAAACCUUUGGUACUGGCUCCUAUGGGUCAGUGUGUAAAGCCAAAUGUGACCAGCUCAUUUGUGCUGCCAAGCUACUCUUUCCAGUGCUCUUUCAAAUGACUGUUCCUGAUCCAGGCAAAGAACAUAGACGGCCGUUUAGAAGAUUUGAAACCGAGUGCGCAUUUCUGAGUCGCAUCAACCACCCCAACAUCGUACAGUAUUUGGGGACCUAUUACGAUCCUGACACAAAUGCACCAGUUCUUCUCAUGGAACUCUUGGACGAGAGCCUGACACACUUCCUGGAGUUAUCACCUGGAGACAUUCCCUACCACAUCCAAGUCAACCUCUCCCAUGACAUAGCUCAAGCAUUAGCCUUUCUGCACUCCAAUGGGAUAAUCCAUCGCGACCUCUCCAGCAACAAUGUCCUACUUAUUGCAGGAAGUCGAGCCAAAGUCGCUGAUUUUGGAAUGUCCAAAUUCACGGACAUAAAUGUCACUCGACUAGCCACAAUGACCACAUGCCCGGGAACACCAGCCUUCAUGUCUCCUGAGGCACUAAACGAACCACCAGUGUACACAGAGAAACUAGACAACUUCUCAUUUGGUGUGCUUCUAGUUCAGAUUACAACUCGACAGUUUCCAAAGCCAACAAAUCGGUUUGAAAUAAGGGAACUACUUGAUCCACGGUUUCCGAACCAAAAAAUUCAAGCCAAUGUUCUUGUGCCCGAGAUAAAGAGACGACAAGCCCACAUCAGCCUGAUCGAGUACCCUCUAUUACUGCAAAUAGCACGUCAUUGCAUCAAAGACAAAGAUGUUGAACGACCAUCUUCCCAACAGCUUUGCCAAACACUGAGUGCUCUCAAGAUGACAGCCAGGUACCAAGAAAGCUUCCAACAAGACCUGAACCUGAAAAUCAGAGAGAAUGAACAAUUACAACCAAAUUUACAACUUACGACAGAAAAAGAUGAUCAAAUUAGAGCUAAAGACCAGCAACUACACACAAAGGACGCCGAAAUUGGUCAGCUUGCUUUACAACUACAAGCAAAUCAAGAGACAAUAACACACACAGAUGAGCACAUACAUACAAAGGAUACGGAAAUUGGUCAGCUUGCUAAACGACUUGACCAAACAAAACAAGAAACUCAAGUGCUACAACACGAGGCUGAAGAUAGGGUGAAACAGAUGAGGAGACUCAAACAAGAGUUGCAAUCACGUGAAGAGGACACUUCUGCCCUCCAACAAGCUAUCAAUCAACGAGACAGAGAAGUAACUGAACUGAAAAACACGUUGGCAAGCAAGAACGAGGAAAUUAACGAUCUAUCGAUUCGAAUACAACAAGUCGCACUGCAAGAUAACAGACAAGCUGAAACUCCACCAAUGAAACCUGGCACAAUAGUGAUGUGUGAGCCACUACCUGAUGCACCUGUUGAUAUGAGCUAUGGAUCAUCAGCAUCUUGGGAAGUUGCAUAUUUCAAGUGCAAGGGAAGUGAAACUGUUUACAUGUUCAGCAACAAUCAAUGGCACGAGUUACCAAGUUGUCCAAACAAGAUGUACACUAUUGUUAUUGUCGACAACAUACUCACGACUGUCGGGGGAGGGUCAGCCACACAAAUGUUUAGUAACAAACUCCACAAUUUCAUUGAAAACAAAUGGGUAGAGCAUUUUCCUCCCAUGCCAACUGCACGGCGGACACCUGCAGCUUCAUAUGCUAACAGUACACUUGUAGUGGCUGGAGGAUCCAAUUAUCUAACGACUGUCGAGGUAUUGGACACUGUGAACAAGCAAUGGUCUAGGGUUAAGUCACUACCGGUCGUAACCAAUCAACCAUCAGCAACCAUCUGUGGAGACUAUGUGUACUUACAUCCACGAAGUGGUAAGAUGCAUUCAGUGUACAAAUGCUCAUUAAGACAACUAACUCAAUCCCAGCAAAAUUCAGCUAUAUGGGAGAAGGUUGACCUUUUGCCAGUUAGCCAUUCCUCUCUUGUUACCAUCAAUGGCCACCUGCUGGCAGUGGGUGGGAGGGACUCCAAUGGAAAAGAAACUAAUGAAAUAUAUAAGUACAAUAUGACAUCUUGGACUGUCUUUAGUCAUAUGUCAACACCUCGAUAUGCAUGCCUCACUGCUGUCCUCCCUGGGAACAAACUGAUGGUGGUGGGAGGAUAUGAUGUACCGAGAAAAUGUGAAAGCUAUACUUUGUAGUUAUUUAAAAUUAUAUUUAUACAGCUAACUUGUUUUUUGUGUUCUGGUAUAUAUAUAUAUAGUAUAUACCCUGUACUAGCCUCGAUUCCAGAUCAACUAGUUUAGAGUGUUUAUGUCUUUUUUAGAUAUGCAUACAACUAAUAUAAUUUUUUAUAGCUUAUACUCACAAUUAUCAUCUGUAUAGCAUGCAGGUAUAGCUGCUGCCAUCAGCUUAAAGCCAUUUCUUUCUUUAUUCCCUCAUUUUGUAUUUUGGUUUUGCUACCUUCUGUUUAUGUUGA
Molecule: messenger RNA, 2568 nt
Organism: Halichondria panicea
Lineage: Eukaryota; Metazoa; Porifera; Demospongiae; Suberitida; Halichondriidae
Product: probable serine/threonine-protein kinase kinX
Exons: 1
Coding region: 50-2290 (746 amino acids)
Biological process (GO): protein phosphorylation
Molecular function (GO): protein binding; protein serine/threonine kinase activity; ATP binding
Source: RefSeq, a predicted model, not a curated record